Messenger RNA from Paralichthys olivaceus (Japanese flounder), 2264 nucleotides. NCBI's taxonomy places the organism in Eukaryota, Metazoa, Chordata, Actinopteri, Pleuronectiformes, Paralichthyidae. The record is from RefSeq and is a predicted model, not a curated record.
UCCUUACAUUUAUUUCUUCCACCGAAAGAAAAAAACAACAAAGUCCUUAUAUUGCAAUCAAUACAUUUUGCAGCAUUUUAACACAUAAAUCAAACAAGGGCAUCACUCUCAACUCUGCAGACCGAGUGGACCGCACGUGUCAUUUCUCCUUUCAGCGACCAGAGAGAAACUUCAAUGGACUUCAUGCGUUAUUGUCUCAAUGCGGACAAAACCUAAACACAUUACGACCCUCACAGAAAACAAGGCCCCCCUCUUCAGCUCGCACCGUCAUAUUAACGACGUUAAGUUGAAUAGUGAGGGUCCGCGGUGCGCAACGCAAACGCAAACCUUAACUCGGGUCUUUUGGCGAAGCCGCCUACUUACAUUACUCUACCAUUACGCAUUGAUUAGUUCCCAAACGGUGAAGCAGAGGAAUUUCUGGGUGCAGAUAUUGGACCACUCCUCUCUCUCUCUCUGUCUCUCUCUCUCUCUACUGCAUAUGAUUUUCUCUCCUCUCUCCACAGCCUGGCUGAUGCUUGGUGCUGAAAAGGAGGGGGGAGGGUGGUCUUGCAGUCGACGAGAGGAACAGGAGUUUAUUGAGGAGUAUAGCUGCAACGAGAGGGGAAAACGCAUGCAACUGAGCGCCGCUGCCUUUUGCGGAUGGUAACAAGAGGAAAAGGAAAAAGAAAAAGCGAAGAGAGGAUCGCGCCGGGGUUGAAUGGCCACUUUCUGCUGAGAAACUGCCGCUUGAAUUGUUUAACUUGUUGAUGCGACGCUAUUGUACCGUUUUCCUCUUUCGCCUGGCUGCAGUGACAGAUAGAUGGGAGGCGUAAUCGCAAGUGUUCUCUACCGAGGAUAGGUGUUUUAUUUCAACUCUCCGUGGAUACAGUUUAAAGAGCAGCCUUUCCUGAGAUGCAAUUCAUCUCCGAGCCGUAGCACUGUGAUCACCGGAGCGGGGUCGUUUUUGAAACACUAGCACAGGUCAGCAUGGCAGCAGGUGUAGCGGCGUGGCUCCCCUUCGCCCGAGCGGCGGCCAUAGGAUGGAUGCCCGUGGCGAGCACCCCGAUGCCCAUCCCUCCCCAGGAGAGGAAGAAAGCCAAGGACGGACUCAUCAUCCUCAACGUCAGCGGCACCAAGUUCCAGACGUGGCGGAACACUUUGGAGCGGUACCCGGACACUUUGCUGGGGAGCACGGAGAGGGACUUCUUUUUCCACGAGGAGACGAACGAGUACUUUUUCGACCGCGACCCGGACAUCUUCAGACACAUACUCAAUUUCUACCGUACGGGGAAACUACACUAUCCGCGCCAGGAGUGCAUAUCUGCCUACGACGAGGAGCUCGCCUUCUUCGGCAUCAUCCCGGAGAUCAUCGGGGACUGCUGCUAUGAGGAGUACAAGGACCGGAGGCGAGAAAACGCGGAGAGGCUCCAGGACGACGAGGAAUUAGACAUGGGCAAUGACGUCACGCCGGUGAACCUGACGUACCGGGAGUUCCUGUGGCGGGCUUUUGAAAACCCCCACACCAGCACCUUAGCUCUGGUCUUCUACUAUGUCACCGGCUUCUUCAUCGCCAUAUCGGUCAUGGCCAACGUGGUGGAGACGGUUCCGUGCGGGUCUCUGCCCAACAGGUCCAAGGAGGUUUCCUGUGGGGACCGGUACGCGCUGGCCUUCUUUUGUUUGGACACUGCUUGCGUCAUGAUAUUCACCGUCGAGUAUCUCCUCCGCCUGAUCGCCGCCCCCAGCCGCUACAAGUUCAUGAAGAGCGUGAUGAGCGUCAUCGACGUAGUGGCCAUCAUGCCUUACUACAUCGGCCUGGUCAUGACCGACAACGACCAGGUGAGCGGCGCCUUCGUCACGCUCAGAGUCUUCCGGGUCUUUCGGAUUUUCAAGUUCUCCCGGCAUUCCGCGGGGCUGCGCAUCCUGGGCUACACGCUGAAGAGCUGCGCCUCCGAGCUGGGCUUCCUGCUCUUCUCCCUCACCAUGGCCAUCAUCAUCUUCGCCACGGUCAUGUUUUAUGCAGAGAAAGGCUCCACGGCCACCAAGUUCACCAGCAUCCCCGCUGCGUUCUGGUACACCAUCGUCACCAUGACAACACUGGGGUAAGCUGUUAGCUGUUUGAGCUAAACACGCUAAACUCACACUCUCAGUUUUCUCUUCACCUCCACGAAACACCCACUUUUUCUCUUAAACACGAGCCCCCAUGUUGCUUCGUUACAAUGACAACACGUAGUAAUGAACCAUUUUUAUUCCUCUAAUUCCUGAGCAGUGAAAUUAGCAUGCUGGGC